AUGAUGCAACCGAGUUGGGGCUCCAUCAUUGGAGGACUGGUGCUUCUGAUUCAGAGCGCCUCAGGACUCCUCCGUUUCUCAUGCUCCCAACUUGUAGUUGAGCGCCUUGACCCCUUAGUCAACCCUGGUAUCACGCCAUCUCCUCAUCUACACCAGAUCAUCGGCGGAAAUACAUUCCGUGCAGAUAUGACGCCAGAAAGCGUGCCAGAUAUCCCCAGCAUCGCUACAUGUACCACGUGCACGUUUGCCGAGGACUUCUCCAACUACUGGACCGCAGUUAUGUACUUCCGCGCUCGCAAUGGCACAUUCAAGAGAAUUCCGCAAAAGCCGAAUGUCGGGUUCGAGAGCGCCAAAGGCGGGAUGACCGUGUACUAUAUACCCACGUUACAGAACAGUGCGAAAGUCACUGCCUUCAAGCCUGGCUUCCGCAUGAUCGUCGGCGAUCCAAUGAACAGAAAUGCAAGUUCCGUUCCGCGCCAGCUCACAUAUACAUGUCUUCAGGACCCGAUGACCCGAACGGGUGAAACGAAGGAUAUGCCCACGAAGCCAUGCCCGGCUGGUAUCAUGGCAAACGUCCGUUUUCCUACUUGCUGGAACGGGGUGGACCUCGACCCACCAGACCACUCUAGCCACGUAGCUUAUCCAACCAGUGGAACUUUUGAGAGCGGCGGCCCUUGCCCCGCUACGCAUCCCGUCAAGAUCCCACAGUUGUUCUUUGAAGUCAUCUGGGAUACGACCGCAUUCAACAACAAGGCCGACUGGCCCGCGGACGGGUCACAGCCGUUCGUGUGGAGCAACGGCGACGAGACGGGAUAUGGGAAUCACGGGGACUACGUGUUCGGAUGGAAGGGCGACGCCCUGCAGAAGGCCAUGGACUCAAAUUGCGUCAGCUGCCCCGAGUUGAAGUCGCAGAGCAUUCAGCAGGGAAAUCAGUGCUCUGUCAAGGCUACUGUGGACGAGCAGCUGGACGGCUGGCUCAAGGAGCUCCCUGGAGAUAUGGAAAUUACUAGAUGAAGAAUCAAGGCUUGUCAGUACUCAGUAAAGGGCUCAUGAGAUAUGUGUUGCUCAUCGAGUACCGCAAUGGUGGAGUCAUAGAUGCGAAAGCUCAAAUUAAAAUCUGCGGUGUAUAUUAUAACUCAGUAUAUGGUGUGAUAGCCCUCAACCUCAUUAUGUGAAAGGAUGGGUGCUAGUAUGAAGGCAGUAUCACACAUGACUCAUAUUAGAGGGGCUUCCGCUAAUAUGUGUAGGAUAUGAGUCGAGCUGUAUGCUCCUGUCAGAGAUAAUUAGUUCUAGUGGGCAAGUACUCAUUUGUGGGCGCUAAUCCACUCAACUUUACUACCAAAUUGCUCAAAUUCAGAUCCAGCU
This is a messenger RNA of Truncatella angustata, 1365 nucleotides long. RefSeq lists its product as uncharacterized. The record is from RefSeq and is a predicted model, not a curated record. Lineage: Eukaryota; Fungi; Ascomycota; Sordariomycetes; Amphisphaeriales; Sporocadaceae. The transcript is spliced from 5 exons. Bases 1 to 1014 code for a protein of 337 amino acids.